Molecule: messenger RNA, 567 nt
Organism: Laetiporus sulphureus 93-53
Lineage: Eukaryota; Fungi; Basidiomycota; Agaricomycetes; Polyporales; Laetiporaceae
Exons: 2
Coding region: 1-567 (188 amino acids)
Source: RefSeq, a predicted model, not a curated record
AUGACAAGUCUCGCGGCCUCCAAGAUUGCGUUCUGUGACAAUCCAGCAUGCGUCACGUGGAAGACGGCAGAGAUUCCACUCAAGAUGUGUUCGAGGUUGUGGAACGAUGGACUAUCACUAAUGCGUAAAAUCUGUCAUCGUUCAGAGUGCCAAAAGUUGGCGUGGCCUGCGCACGUAGAGCAAUGCAAAGCGCUGCAAGCCGCUAGAUGCAAGCUGCGAUGUGCUCAACACCAUAACCUGUGGGCAUAUAUACACCGCUGGGCUACACGUAAUCGCACUCCUCUCUACAAUGCCUUGCUCGCUGCAGUGUAUCUCAGCGAGAGCGCCGAAGCGCACAAGCAGUUCCUCCUUGUAGUCAAAUUGCACUAUUCCCCCUCAGCAAAGCACCUUCGGCAGUGUCUCAUACUGAAGAGUGCCUCCAAACUGUUGUGGAGCGAGAUGAAGAGUUUCGGCAGCGCCUGGAUGCGGGAGAAACUCUCCAUCAUAUGCGCUAAACGAGAGCAACCCGAGAGCAUCAUGAAUUCGCCUCAAGGCAGUUUAUCUUUGGCUUCGGCAUGGUCCUUCUAG